AUGUUUAAUAUAGUAAGUAGAUUCCAAGCAGUUGCUAACCAAGCACUUACAUCAAGUGUAAUUUUAUCUGCAUUAGUUAUAGUCACAACCUUACUACAAUUAUAUUCAACUGAUGUUUGGUCAAUAAAUUCCACUAGUGUGUCAAAUAUAAAGCCAACUGCCCUGGUUAAAAACUCUUUCAAUUACGGGUCUGUCAAUAGAAAACCAAAGGAAAACUCGAAAAUACAGUUCGACAUAGAUGCUGAUUUGACCCCAUUAUUCAAUUGGAAUACCAAACAAGUUUUCAUAUAUUUAACUGCUGAAUAUCCAGGUAAAAGUGAAGGUUCGUCAAAUAAGGUCACCUAUUGGGAUAAAAUCAUCACCAAACCAGAAGAUGCAAAAAUCCUGUUGAAAAAUCAAAGAUCCAAGUAUUCAGUUUGGGAUAUCGAAAAGUCUUUCAGAGGAAGAGACGCGAUCGUUAAAUUGGAAUGGAAUAUACAACCUCAUAUUGGUCCUUUGCUUUUUGGUGAAACUCAAACAGAAGAAACCUUUAAGUUCGCUGAAAUACAAGAUAAAAAAAAAGAUAAGAAUUAA
This is a messenger RNA of Hyphopichia burtonii NRRL Y-1933, 573 nucleotides long. RefSeq names its product signal peptidase complex subunit (gene SPC3). Lineage: Eukaryota; Fungi; Ascomycota; Pichiomycetes; Serinales; Debaryomycetaceae. Gene Ontology annotation, biological process: protein targeting to ER. The transcript has a single exon. Gene Ontology annotation, cellular component: signal peptidase complex; membrane. Bases 1 to 573 code for a protein of 190 amino acids. The record is from RefSeq and is a predicted model, not a curated record.